UUAGAGCACAGCCCGGGGUUUGGAGUUUUACCCAACUGUAUUUUAGUAAUUCUUGCUGGUGCAGGGAAUGAACCCAUCACCUUCUGGUGCCAAAGCUACUACUUUAACCAUUACACGUGUGAUAUAUGCAGAGUACUGCCCUGCUGACUAAACCUUAAGAAGUGCUGGUGGUGCCGUCUCAGACAUGACGUCCUCCUGUGUCCUUUGCGGUGUCCUCUUCGUCAUCACGAUCACGUCCAUCACUACACCUGUAUCAGCUGUUAUUACAGUACGGGUGAAGUUUAAUCAGGCUGCUGCUCUGCCAUGUGAACGGACCUGUUCUCGUGAGGCCACAUGGACUCCGUUCGGUAACAAUCAGGUAGUGGCUCAGUGCAAUCAGACAUCCUGCUGGUCAGAGGAGGGAUUUAAAAUGUCCCAUGAUGAGUACCUGAAGGGAAAUCUCACCCUCACCAUCCCUGCAGCUGAUUUCAGUAAGAGGAAAACGUACACGUGUCGGUGUGAUGGAAAAGUCGUUAAUGAUGUGCGACUCAGCAUCGACAGACUGAUCUCAUCAGUUCAGCUGAAGCCUGGUGAAGAUCUGCUGCUGGAUUUGCACGUAUCAGAGCGAGUGGAGGUGAUCUAUAACCACAGAGAUUCAGAUAAACAGAUCUGCAGUGUGGACAGAAGCUCACUCCACUGUACAGCUGAAUACACCUCGAGAACAUCACUCACUAACACGGUUCUCAGACUGAGAGGAGUCCGGUCGACUGAUGGGGGAGUUUACAUCGUCCGAGAUCCGGAGGAGAAGGAAGACCUUCAUGUUUACACAGUCAGUGUUGAAGCUCCAGGACCAAAGCGUGGUGGGAUACCAGUGUGGGUGAUUUUACUGGCGGUGGUGAUGUCGGUGGUGUGGGUGGUGGUAUCGGUGAUUGGUCUAACACCGCACGUGAAGCGUGUAAUCCGGUGGAUGCAAAGACGACGACAGAGAAGUUAGGAAUGCGUGUAACUGAGUCAUUUGGCCCCAUGAGGUGAUCACUCAGAUGAGUGUGUGUGGGGUAACCAGUAGAUGUUUGUCAGUCUGAGUGUGUAAUAAUCUGCUGCUGUUCUUGCCAUUUUCUCAGUCUGUUAGUGUUGAACAGUUUAUUUGUCGAUGCAGAUCAGUGAGACUGUCACGGUUACUGAUUUGGGGAAAAGACAAACCUUUCUCUCCUUCAAAAAUAACUUUUCUUUUCGCUAGCGUUAGCUGGUGAGCUCCCUCUGUUAGCGGUGUGACCUCUGUUCUUAACCUGCAGGAAUGUGUUUGUAUAUUCGACCUUAUCGCCUGUUCCUGAAUAACGUGGACAUUACUGCAGCGUUGAACGUGGCACAGAGCCAGUCAAGCAUGUUUUCCAGCUAAUGCUAGCCUGCUGGUUAAAGCACAAGCUCUGGCUUGAGGGAAAGGAGUUUUGGGUUUUGAUUUCUCAGUAUGCAGAGCAGUUAUCCCCUCUCCCCGAGCUUUCUGUGCUUCUGAAAGAGAUGGGGGUGGCCAACAUUGGUUUCCUGGGUGUUUUUUUUUAAAGGUACAAGACAUGCAUGUUUUCUUGUCUUGUAUCAUUAAAAAAAAUGAGUCUUAAAAAAAAAAUUUAAGAUUCAUGACAUUUCUUGUCUUGUUGCUUUUAACAAGCUCUUAUCAUAUGAGGGGAAUCUCAUGUCCUGAUGGGGGAGAAAUGUGUAACACGUGGUUGUUUUAUUUUUUUUGGGGGGGGGGGUGUUUUUUCUUUGACCUAUGUAAAGUGACCUUGAGUUUGAGAGGUGCUAUAUAAAUGUUUUUAUGAUUUAGUAUUAUUUUUAUUUUAUGUGGGGGGAAUCACAUGUCCUGAUGGGUGAGAAAUGUAUAACCUUUUUUUUUUUUAACUUUAUUUAGUUUCAUCAACAACACAACACACAUUUUCAUACAAUUACUUUCUUUUCCAUUUCGCAGCUGUAUAUAAACUUUUUACACACAUUCAAGUAUUAAUCAGGGCACAACAAGAAAAAAAUAUAUAAAAAAUGGAAAGGGAGGGUGUCCACUUAUUUAAGUACAUACACACACAUGCAUGCAUAUACACGUAUAAUUACAUCUGCAUGUAUGUGCACACAGACAAAACAACGAAUUCAUCCAAAUCUGCCCAUGAAGAGAAAAGAAAAAAGGGAGCGAGAGAACAAACCACUCCGCAGUAUAAUCGCCUCGGCAAAAAUACCAGUGCAGUAUCUGCUGUUAGAAGAGGUGGUAUGAGUACGUACAGUGUACACACCGAAAAUCUAAGUAGGUAAAACAAGCAGGAGGGCCGAAGUCUCAUUGGAUUAAUAAAGGUAUAACAGGACUCCAUCGUUUAGUAAAAGUGGAUCUUUGGAGUCUUAAUGAGUCUGUUAUUUGCUCCAUCUGAUCUCGGUCCCAUACUUUUUGGAUCCAUUGGUUAUAUGUGGGAGGAUCCGAUUUCAACCAUCUAAUAGUUCUACGUUUUAGUGCUGCUGUGAGCCGUAUAUUUAAGAGGUAUUUAUUGGCCCUCCUGUCCAUACCUUUGGGUGUUGCUCCCAAUAAUGCCCCUGUAGGGCUUUGUGGGAUAUCCUGUUUGAAAACCUGUUUGAGAGUAUCAAAUAUUUCUCUCCAGAAUAAACCAAGUUUAGGGCACAGCCAGAAUACAUGAGUGUGAUUGGCAGUCUGUGCUCCACAGUUCCUCCAGCAUGAACUGGGAUGUGUUGGGCUCAGGCUUGUAGUACUCGAGUCCGACUUGUGCCCUAAUUUUAAGGACUCGUGACUCAACUUGGGCUUGAGCACUGAUGACUCGAACUUGUGCAUUAACUGCAUUUGAACUCGUAAAUUGGAGACGAAGACUCUGAUUUUUUCUUUAUUUUUUGUAACAUGCCAUAAUAAUUUGGCAUAAGAUAUUUUAUAACUACACUAAUUUUUGUACGAAUUUGGUGCAAGAGUCUCGUACCUGUGCGCCUUGGCACGUGCAUCAGAUCGACUCUUAGGCGUGCUCCGGAUCCUCACGCACGUACACGAAGUGGAUUCUUGCGCGCUUACCGUAAACAGAUUCAAAUAAACUAGUCGUAUCAGACGCUCGCUGGCCGUGCUGUGAAAAUUAUCCAUGCAGACGUUCGUCAAAGUUUCCAAAUCUGCCGUUGCUUAACUCUUGAAUAUCUUCUAUCGUGAAUACUCUCAUUAAAAAUCUUACAUUUCUGUGGAAAGCAGAGAUAAUAUCUGGUUAAGAUCUGUUCAGUAACGACAGGUUGAAGUCAAAGAAGCACAACUUUAUUCAUCACACACACGUGAAAUUUCCUCUCUGCAUUUAACCCAUCUGAAGGAGUGAAAAACACACAUGCGCACACGUGAGCAAUGAGCACACACACACACACCCAGAGCAGUGGGCAGCCAUGCUAACAGCGCCCGGGGAGCAGUCGGGAGUUCUGUGCCUCGCUCAAGGGCACCUCAGCCCAGGGCCGUCCCAUAUUAACCUAACCUGCAUGUCUUUGGACUGUGGGGGAAACCGGACCACCCGGAGGAAACCCACGCAGACACGGGGAGAACAUGCAAACUCUGCACAGAAAGGCCCUCGCCGGCCACGGGGCUCGAACCCAGAACUCUGUCAGUAUAACAGAGUAAAAACUCUAAUCGCGGGACAUUGGGAAAAUACUGGUCUGUAGCGCGUAUCGAGUGUGGGUGGAGCACAGAGGACGGCAGGACAACGUUUUUAUUUUUAUAACUUUUCAGUUUCAGUAAUCUCAUUCAUUCACACACACACUCGUCUGGUCCCGGGUUGCGCCCCCUCUCCUCUCUCUCUGUCUCCUUAAAUAGGGAGCGGUUACUGGGAAAACACACACACAAACACAGGUUAAUUAUCCUCAGGUGUCGCGAUUCUGCCACUCACCUUCCCCGGCUCCACCCUCCUGUCACAGACCGGCACUUGACCACGCCCCCGCUGCCACACGGUCCUUUUGCUUUUUGAGUGACGGGAAAGAGGUCAGGCGCUUCCCCCCCCUCGCUCUCACUGUUUCUGAUGAAGGAUUCAGUAAAAUUCCCUCUGCUAGUUUUGAUGUUCUGAUUCACGGCUGACUUUGAAGUGAGUUUUCAGAGCUUUCCCUACUUAUUUUUUCAAAUCAAACUGAUUCCUGUAAAUAAAUAACUAUUUUAGAAUAUAACUGGACUUGUUUUGAUAAAAUAUUGAGAUCUUAUUGGUUGGAAUGAUAUUUUUAAAAAACCGGAAGUCAGAAACAUGAGCGUCAGUUUCAGUUCAGCUAAUGUGAGUUGUUUAUUGGAUGUGGAUCAGACAGGUUUUUUCCAAGUUCGCAUUGAAAGCUGUGAAUAUUAAUCAAAAUAAUCAUUUAUAUUCUUUCAUAUAAACACUAGUCGGCCCUACUGAGAAAUACAAAGGCCUACAGAGCACAAAGAGGGGAUUAGAGAUCUUUUAUUACUUUUUUUAAUUUUUGAUAAUUUUUUUAAAUGCAUAUUUUAUAACUGUAUUUGUAAUUAACAUUGAUUUUUCCUGCUUUGUGAUGUAUAAAUGAGUUAAG
Molecule: messenger RNA, 4512 nt
Organism: Neoarius graeffei (lesser salmon catfish)
Lineage: Eukaryota; Metazoa; Chordata; Actinopteri; Siluriformes; Ariidae
Exons: 5
Coding region: 185-973 (262 amino acids)
Source: RefSeq, a predicted model, not a curated record